AUGGUAACUGGUAAACAGAACUAGUGGGUGAACAAGCUGCCCAAGUUCUCAUGCUCCAGUGAUACUGAUGAACCAAACAACGCCGUCGUUUUGACAGUAUAGACAAACAUCAACAACUUGGCUCUACUCUAUUUUUAGCAAAAGGAACUAAGAAAUAGCCUCAGAGAUCAUCAUUACUUCACUUCACUUGGAAUUCAAGAAUCUAUUUUGAAUUUCCUUUCACGGUUUGGCCUCAGUUUUCCGCCAUUUUCACUCUGACUUUCUGUGGAAGAACACAACUGCUCGAUUUCCCCUAGCUCAGUGAAAACCGAAUUGCUUCCCACAGUUGCAUCCAAUCUCCUCAGCUAAGUUUACUUCUUUUUAACUUUUACCCUCUCUUUACAUUGAUUCUCCUCUACAUUUUCAUCCGGGCUUAAUUUUGUUUCUCUUUUCCCUGCUGCUUGCUCCUCUCUUCAUUUAGUUUUCAAUUUUGUAUCAUGUCCAAGGUUCAGUUGAAGAUCUGAAAUUUUGUGAGUUCAAUCAUGCUCAUCUUUGACGGUAAGUGUGCCAAGAGUAGAUGCAUCAGUUAGAUAUAUUGGACUAGCAGUUGAGCAUAAGAAUAUUAUGCAAAGCAAAAGUUGGGGAUGAAGAAGUGGACUGGGGGUGUGUUGAUAAUAGGCCUUGCUUUGGUUCUGGUUCUCAGCUACAGUUUUAUUGGGAAAUCUGAAUCUUCAAAAAAACAGUCUGCCUAUGAUUUCUUCAAUGCACAUCCAGUCAAAGAGGAUCAUUCCGAUGUCAAUACCAAUGCUAGCGAUGAGUUAUCCGAAGCGAAAGCUAAAAGGCUGCAUACUGUUGGGUCAAAACCCAAGUUUAGAAAUUUUAAAGGGUUGGGUUAUUUGUACAGAUUGAGUAAAAAUAUGACUAGAGAUGAUUCUAACGCAUUGCUUGCAUGGGAGCAAAUGAGAUUUUUGUUUCCAAGAUCGGAUGCGUUGCCUGACACAGCUCAAGGGAUAAAAGAGGCCGGUAUUAUGUGGAAAGAUUUACUCUUGAUGAUUGAGAAGGAUACUGUUUCAAAACUUGGGGAUGCUACUAUGAACAAUGCUUGUCCACGUUUUGUUACCGCAUCUAAUGCAACAUUGUUGAGGAAUGAGACUUUUCUUGAGAUCCCUUGUGGUCUAGUCGAGGACUCUUCUGUUACUGUAAUUGGGGUACCCGAUUCACUGCAAGAGAGUUUUCAAAUUGAAUUGAUUGGCUCACAACUCAAGGAGGAGCUAAAGCCUCCAAUUGUAUUGCAAUACAAUGUGCUUUUACCAGGCCAGAAUUUGACAAAAGAGCCUAUAACUAUUCAGAAUACAUGGACCCAAGAAUCUGGGUGGGGCAAGGAGGAGAAGUGCCCUGAUCAUGAUGCAUCUGAUCUUCUGAAAGUUGAUGGACUGGUUAAGUGCAAUACACAAAUGGUUAGAAGAACUGCAGAGGACAAUCUAAAUGCAAGUCAUCCUGCAAACAGAAAAUUAAGUAAUGUUUCUGAAGGGAGCACCCAUGCAAGUGCUGCCCUGCACUUUGUUGAAGGCAACCCAUUUGCUGCCACACUGUGGGCUGGCUACGAGGGUUUUCAUAUGACAGUGAAUGGAAGGCACGAAACAUCAUUUGCAUAUAGAAAGAGACUUGAACCUUGGUUGGUUAAUAGAGUCAACGUGAAAGGUGGCUUGAAUAUUGUAUCUAUCCUAGCGAAAGGACUGCCUGUUAGUGAAGAUGUGGAUUUAGAUGGUGAUGCUCAAAAGCUCAAAGCUACAUCACUUUCUGAUAAAAGGCUAGUGUUGUUAAUUGGGGUUUUCUCAUCGGGGAAUAAUUUCGAGAGGCGUAUGGCACUAAGAAGAACUUGGAUGCAAUAUGAUGCAGUACGUUCAGGGGAUGUGGUUGUCCGCUUCUUCAUUGGACUUCACAAGAAUAAAGAGGUGAACUUCAAGCUCUGGAGAGAAGCUGAAGCAUAUGGAGAUAUCCAGCUGAUGCCUUUUGUUGAUUAUUACGGCUUGCUCACUUACAAAACCAUUGCUAUUUGCAUCCUGGGGACUAAAAUACUCCCUGCUAAAUACAUCAUGAAAAUGGAUGAUGAUGCGUUUGUAAGGAUUGAUGAAGUUCUAUCAAGCCUCAAGGGAAAGUCUUCUAAUGGUAUCCUGUACGGUCAUAUAUCCUUUGAAUCAGCUCCCCACAGGGACAAGGACAAUAAAUGGUUCAUAAGUGAUGAGGAGUGGCCACAUUCGUCAUAUCCUCCUUGGGCUCAUGGUCCAGGUUACAUAAUUUCCCAAGACAUAGCAAGAUUUAUAGUUGAAGGCCACCAAGAGAAGGACCUCAUGCUUUUCAAACUGGAAGAUGUUGCUGUUGGGAUAUGGAUUGAGCAAUUUGAAAAGAAAGGGCAGAAAAUAGAGUAUGUGCACGAUGACCGGUUCAACAAUGCUGGAUGUGAAUCAGAUUAUAUUCUUGCGCAUUACCAGAAUCCAAGGAUGAUGCUGUGCCUGUGGGAAAAGCUGCAGAAAGAGCAUAAACCUGAAUGCUGUGAGUGAGUAAGCGAGUGAGUGAGGAUCACAAGUUGUAGAAGAAGAUUUUAUUUGGAAUCACUUUUUAAUUUAUAGGAAUUAUGAUGGGCUUAUGCCGACAAUGCUAGAUAGAUAUUGUUUGGACCUUUUGCACACAAUUAAGACUUCAUAUCCAAUUGAAUCGUGACAAAUGUAAAAUAAUAUGUUAAUUAUAUAUUUUUAUUUAUAUUUU
Sesamum indicum (sesame) is the source of this 2745-nucleotide messenger RNA. Its product is annotated as Galactosyltransferase family protein. NCBI's taxonomy places the organism in Eukaryota, Viridiplantae, Streptophyta, Magnoliopsida, Lamiales, Pedaliaceae. Gene Ontology annotation, molecular function: carbohydrate binding; galactosyltransferase activity. Gene Ontology annotation, cellular component: Golgi membrane. The record is from RefSeq and is a predicted model, not a curated record.